CAGAAUUUUGAUUCCAAAAAAUUAGGACAUAUUUCGGAGCUGUAUUUGGCCCUCUUCAGCAACAAUUUAUUUUUUUCUUCUCAAAAUUACUUUUGUCUGAAGCUAGUAGAUUUUUUUAUAUUAUGUUUCCCUAUUCCUAGCAACGAAAUAGAGCAUUUGGAUUUCAGUUUGCAUUUGCCUUUUAUUCUCUGUUUAGGACGUGGAGGAAGUGCUGGGAACAAGUUCUGGAUGUCACUGGGUCUUCCAGUGGCAGCAACUAUGAAUUGUGCAGACAACACUGGGGCCAAGAACCUUUACAUUAUCUCUGUGAAGGGUAUCAAGGGUCGCCUCAACCGCCUGCCGUCAGCAUGUGUUGGCGACAUGGUUAUGGCAACUGUCAAGAAAGGGAAGCCUGAUCUCCGAAAGAAGGUCUUGCCCGCUGUUAUUGUGAGGCAGUGCAAGCCGUGGCGCCGAAAGGAUGGUGUUUUUAUGUACUUCGAAGAUAAUGCUGGUGUUAUCGUCAACCCCAAGGGCAAAAUGAAAGGAUCUGCUAUUACUGGGCCAAUUGGAAAGGAGUGUGCUGAUCUAUGGCCAAGGAUUGCAAGUGCCGCCAAUGCCAUUGUUUAAUUGUUUGGGUUUUUGUCAUUAAACUCUUUAGAAUGGUUUUUCUGAGGUUUCUGAACUCAUCUGGCUUUAGGCUGUUGUAUCUUAACAGAUUUAAGUUUUGCCAUGGAGAUUAAAGUCUUAUCUUUUUACACCUGGAUGGAGUUCUGUUGCCUUU
Messenger RNA from Corylus avellana, 760 nucleotides. The record is from RefSeq and is a predicted model, not a curated record. Lineage: Eukaryota; Viridiplantae; Streptophyta; Magnoliopsida; Fagales; Betulaceae.